CACAUAUCUGUGGUAGUUUAUAAUGCAAUUUUAAAUUUAUCAUAAAAGGCUUACUUUUUACUAUAGGACUCUGUUAGACGCAAUAGACGUCUCGGGAGCAUUGUCUAGUUUCGAUCCGCAGUUUAUCAAGGACUAUACGCAUUAAGUAGCGUUAAAUCAAACACUGGAUUUUUGAAAUAUAUUGCAAUGGAUUUUCUAAGACCGCUUAAAAAGUUGGUCUGCUGUCUAACGAUACUGUUUGCCGUAUACGGGAACGUAUUAGCUCAGGCGCAACCUGAGGAACCAUUUGAUGCAGGGGCAACUGCGAAGAAGCUUAAAGGCGCUAUAACUUUUUUGAUUGAUUGCUCGAUAGAUCAGUUAGUCCGAUUUUGUACAGCAGACACUAUACUCAACUUCGAAUGUUUCCGGAGUGUCGGUCACUGCAUCCCACCUACAGCACGGAAGGCCAUGAUGGGACUAACUGGAGGUGCAGAGGAGGACGAAUCAUUCCAAAUGCCUGAAGACGAACUUUGA
Babesia bovis T2Bo is the source of this 513-nucleotide messenger RNA. RefSeq lists its product as uncharacterized. NCBI's taxonomy places the organism in Eukaryota, Apicomplexa, Aconoidasida, Piroplasmida, Babesiidae. The record is from RefSeq and is a predicted model, not a curated record. The transcript is spliced from 2 exons. The coding region runs from base 187 to 513 and encodes 108 amino acids.